UAUUUUUACUUUUAUCGUAACAUUUUCAAGGUUGUGGAUCUUGGACGAAAUAAUUAAAAAUGGAUAAGCUGCUCCUUUUUAGAAUAAGACCUUCGAUAAAUAUACUAAGAAGGUUUAUGUGUACACCUCAAGGUGGAACUAACCCGCCUACGAUCAGAGAAAAUUCUAUGGGUGCAAGAUAUAGACCAAAUGAAUUUCAAAAAUUUCUUCUGGUCUGGACUAAAAAGUACAAAAGCAAGGCUGAAAUACCGAAAGAAGUAUCUUUAGACUUACUAGAGAGGACUCGAAGUCAAGCAAGAAUUAAGCUUUCAAACUAUCUAAUACUCCUUACAAUUCUCGCUAGUUUAUAUGCUGUUAUGUCUGGUAAAGCUGCAGCAAAGAGAGGUGAAUCUGUUCAACAAAUGAAUUUAGACUGGCACAAACAAUAUGAAGAAGACUAUAAAAAGAAACAAGAAGCUCAGAAAUGAUUUGUGAACAAAAUAUUUUUUAAGCUUUGUUACUCCCAAUAGGUAUAGGUUGCUAUAAAUUAUGAGAUACUAACACGAAAUAUAUAACUUAUGUAGAAAAAUAUAAAUUUUAAAUGUA
Molecule: messenger RNA, 585 nt
Organism: Vanessa atalanta (red admiral)
Lineage: Eukaryota; Metazoa; Arthropoda; Insecta; Lepidoptera; Nymphalidae
Product: UPF0389 protein GA21628
Exons: 2
Coding region: 60-467 (135 amino acids)
Source: RefSeq, a predicted model, not a curated record